AUGUCCAUCGUCGACGACAUCCCCGACGCGAUCAAGACGGUGCCAAAGGCGGCGGUGGAGCGCGACCUCGGCAAGGAGGUGGAGUCGCGCAGGACCUUCGCCAUCAUCUCGCACCCCGACGCGGGUAAGACGACGCUCACCGAGAAGCUUCUCUACUACGGAGGCGCCAUCCAGGAGGCGGGCGCGGUCCGCGCCAGACGCGGUGCCAAGUCCGCGACGUCCGACUGGAUGGAGAUGGAGAAACAGCGAGGCAUCUCCAUCUCGUCCACGGCGCUCUCGUUCGCGUAUAAGAACUUUACGCUGAACCUUCUGGACACGCCGGGUCACGCGGACUUCUCCGAGGACACCUACCGCACGGUGAGCGCCGCGGACAACGCCGUGAUGCUCAUCGAUAGCGCGAAAGGCCUGGAGCCUCAGACCAGGAAGCUGUUCGAGGUUUGUAGGCUCAACGGGCUCCCGAUCUUCACGUUUUGCAACAAGAUGGACCGGCCCGCGCUCGAGCCGCUGGAGCUGCUCGAUCAGAUUGAGAGCGAGUUUAACCUGCCGACGUACGCGGUCAACUGGCCCAUCGGCAGCGGCGACACUUUCAAAGGGGUGUACCACCGACCGAGACGGGAGGUUCACCUGUUCAACGCAGAGGCGAAGGACGGCAAGGCGAAGAAGGGCGAGGACAAGAGCACGAAGGGCCUCGAGGUUUUAUCCGUCGACGACGAGAAGCUCGAGUCGCUCAUCGGCGCCGAGCUCCACGCGCAGCUCAUGGAGGACAUCGAGCUGCUGGACGAGCUCGGCGGCGAGCUCGACCUUCAGGCGGUGCACGACGGCGAGCUCACGCCGGUCUUCUUCGGUUCCGGCAUGAACAAUUUCGGCGUGCAGCUCUUCCUCGACUCGUUCCUCGGGUACUCGGUGCGACCGCGGGGCAGGGACCUUCUCGGCGGCGACCGCGUCGAGCCCACGGACGAGGGCUUCACCGGCUUCGUGUUCAAGCUUCAGGCGAACAUGGACCCGCGACACAGAGACAAGGUGGCGUUCGUUCGCGUCGUCAGCGGCCGGUUCGAGCGCGGGAUGAGGGUGACCAACGCGAGGACGAAAAAGGCGGUGCUGCUCUCGCGCCCGUCGCAGAUGUUCGGGCAGGACAAGACGGUGCUCGACGAGGGGUUCGCCGGGGACGUCAUCGGUUUGAACAACCCCGGCUCGUUCGCGAUCGGCGACACGCUCUACAUGGGCUCGCGGAAGGUGCUGCCGCCGAUUCCCACGUUCUCCCCCGAGCUCUUCGCGUACCUGAGAAACUCGGACACUGGAAAGUAUAAGCAGUUCCAGAAGGGCGUGCAGGAGCUCCUGGGCGAGGGCGCGGUUCAGGUGAUGUACUCCAGGGACGCGGUGAAGCAGGAUCCGAUCCUCGCGGCCGUCGGGCAACUGCAGUUCGAGGUGGUGCAGGCGCGCAUGCUGGCGGAGUACGGGGUGGAGACCACGCUGGAGCCGCUGCCCUUCGCGGUGGCGCGUUGGGUGGUUGGGGGCUGGGACGCAAUCGACGCGGCGGGACGGAUAUUCAACGCUCAGUGCGUCAAGGACAUCUGGGGUCAGCCGGUGCUGCUGUUCAAGAACCAGUGGAACGUGGACCAGAUCGUGGCGGACACGCCGGAGAUUGGCGAGCUCUCGCCGUUCUCCAUUCCCCCGGCCGCGGAGUGAGGUGGUGCUUGCAGCAGAGUUGAGACUGUAAUGAAGUGACACGAUUUUUUCUGACUCG
This is a messenger RNA of Micromonas commoda, 1744 nucleotides long. RefSeq lists its product with no specific name. The transcript has a single exon. Gene Ontology annotation, cellular component: cytosol; cytoplasm. The coding region runs from base 1 to 1686 and encodes 561 amino acids. The record is from RefSeq and is a predicted model, not a curated record. NCBI's taxonomy places the organism in Eukaryota, Viridiplantae, Chlorophyta, Mamiellophyceae, Mamiellales, Mamiellaceae. Gene Ontology annotation, molecular function: translation release factor activity, codon nonspecific; GTP binding; GTPase activity. Gene Ontology annotation, biological process: translational termination.